This is a messenger RNA of Atta colombica, 2221 nucleotides long. RefSeq names its product signal recognition particle receptor subunit alpha homolog (gene SrpRalpha). Gene Ontology annotation, biological process: SRP-dependent cotranslational protein targeting to membrane. The record is from RefSeq and is a predicted model, not a curated record. Gene Ontology annotation, molecular function: GTP binding; ATP hydrolysis activity; GTPase activity. Bases 1 to 1884 code for a protein of 627 amino acids. Gene Ontology annotation, cellular component: signal recognition particle receptor complex; endoplasmic reticulum membrane. NCBI's taxonomy places the organism in Eukaryota, Metazoa, Arthropoda, Insecta, Hymenoptera, Formicidae. The transcript is spliced from 8 exons.
AUGCUCGAUCUUUUUACAAUAUUCAGCAAGGGUGGCAUAGUGCUCUGGUGCUUCCAGAGCACAUCUCAGAUUUUUGCACCCAGUGUCAAUGCCUUGAUAAGAAGUGUUAUAUUGCAAGAACGUACAGGGAAUCACAGCUUCGAGCAUGACUCUUUGCGACUACAAUAUAAACUCGACAAUGAGUUUGAGUUGGUAUUUGUAGUGGCAUAUCAGAAAAUAUUACAAUUAUCUUACGUGGAUAAAUUCCUGAAUGACAUCCAUCUAGAGUUUAGGGAUCGCUUCAAGAAUGAGCUUGAAAACUCAAGCUGGUUCACUAACUUCGAAUUUGAACAUGCUUAUCGUAUGGUGCUUGAACGAGCAGAACACUGGUCACGUUCACAGGCUAAGAUACCGAAGCAAAUGCGUACCUUUGACGAGAGUCAAAAGUCCAAAAAGACUGUCGCUAGUAUGAUUGAAAGGAAAAACGAUAAAGACGAUAAGAAGCCAGGUAAAAAGAAGAAAGCAAAUAACUGUAAUGGGGAUUAUCAUACAAAAAUUCAAGAUGUUCCAAAACAGGAAUUGCCGAAACAUCAAGUGGAACAUAACGGAGAACUUGACGAAGAAACGCUGAUCGCCAAUCGUAUGAAACUUGCUCAGAAAAUGGCAGGACAAAAGAAAAAAGCUGACAAGCAGAAAAGUCCUAAACCUGAGAAAGCUGGCAAAAAACCGCGCAUCUGGGAAUUGGGCGGCACAACAAAGGAUCUUGCUACGCUAGAACGAACUAAAGACAAACCUGAAGAAAAUGAUGACUAUGUGGCAGCCAAUACAGCUCUAGUUGGACAGAUGAAAGGUAGCAUUCGCGAUCUCGAGGUAAACAGCGAAUCUGAGGACAGUUCCGAUCAGGAAGAGAUGGAGCAGUGCAAGCAGCAAGUACAAAAGAAAACGAGUAUGUUCUCUAUGUUCAAGAGUCUAGUUGGCAGCAAAUCUCUAAAGCAAGCAGAGAUGUUGCCGGUUUUAGAGAAACUGAAAGAUCAUCUAAUCACUAAAAAUGUUGCUGCGGACAUCGCGCAGAAGUUAUGCGAUUCUGUCGGCACAAAGUUGGAAGGAAAGAUACUCGGCACCUUUGAUAGUGUGGCAAACACUGUGAAAGCCACUUUAACAGACGCUUUAGUACAGAUAUUAUCGCCCAAAAGGAGAAUCGAUAUUCUACGAGACGCUUUAGAAGCUAAGAACAGCAACAGGCCUUAUGUGAUGACUUUUUGUGGCGUCAAUGGGGUCGGCAAGUCGACAAAUCUGGCAAAAAUCUGUUUCUGGUUAAUAGAAAACAAUUUCCGUGUGUUAAUAGCCGCAUGCGAUACAUUUAGAGCUGGAGCUGUUGAACAACUGAGAACUCACAUGCGUCAUUUGAAUGCUCUGCAUCCACCAGAAAAGCACGGGAAUCAGUCGAUGGUGCAGCUAUAUGAGAAAGGUUACGGUAAAGAUGCCGCAGGCAUUGCCAUGGAGGCGAUACGCUUUGCGAAAGAUUCCAGAAUUGAUGUUGUCCUAGUUGAUACUGCUGGUAGAAUGCAAGAUAAUGAACCAUUAAUGCGAGCUCUGGCAAAGCUAAUUAAAGUUAAUGAGCCGGACUUGGUUUUAUUUGUGGGAGAAGCUCUCGUCGGGAAUGAGGCUGUGGAUCAACUGGUGAAAUUUAAUCAAGCUUUGGCUGACUACAGUCAAUCUGCCAAUCCUCAUAUGAUCGACGGUAUCGUGUUGACAAAAUUUGAUACUAUCGAUGAUAAAGUUGGCGCAGCUAUUACAAUGACAUACAUCACUGGUCAACCUAUUGUUUUUGUUGGAACUGGUCAAACUUACACUGACCUGAAAUCAUUGAAUGCCAAAGCGGUGGUACACGCUUUAAUGAAAUGAAAAAUGAUAAGCAAACUUUUAUAUUGCAGGCAUUCUGCAAUAUAUAGAUUUCAUUUAAACUUUAUUAUACAUUGAUGUUACAGUUGAAGUUUUGUAUUAUGUUCAAAACUAAUUUAUUGUUUGACUAAACUAUUAAAUGAUGACUAAAAAAUUAAGAACGAAUAAUCUGUUGAAUAAAUAUGAAAAUCGAUGAAUCAAGGACGAUGAAUCAUGCUGUUGUUACGAAAACAAAAAAAAAACAAGAAAAAGAGAAAAAGGCAUUUUCAGUUGAUGAUGUGUUAAAUUAUUGCGAAUGAUUGGAUUUCUUAAAUAAAGUUGAAUAUUUCACAGUUUAAAA